AUGAAGCAGAGAUUACGGACAAAGGUGUGGUGCCCAGGCAUAACGAGUGACGUGGAGAAAUUCUGCAAGACGUGCCAUGGAUGUCAGCUGGUGAGUCAACCCAGUCACCUAGAGACAAUCAGGACAACUGAGUUGCCAAGCGGACMUUGGCAAGACAUUGCAUUGGACUUCCUAGGUCCACUACCAUCAGGGCAUUAUAUUUUGUCAGUGAUUGAUUACUACAGCAGAUUCUAUGAAGUUUGUGUAAUGAAGACAACAACWGCAGACAAGGUCGUUGAAAGUCUAGAUGAAAUGUUUUCAAGGCAUGGACUUCCAUUGUCCAUAGCGAGUGAUAAUGGUCCCCAGUUUGUCUCAAAGAUCUUCGCCGAGUACUUGGAGAGCAAUGGUAUAAAACACCACAGGAUAACACCGUUGUGGCCUCAGGCCAAUGGAGAGAUAGAAAGACAAAACAGGUCAAUGUUGAAGCGGAUGCAAAUAGCACAAGCCGAGGGUAAAGACUGGCUGAAGGAACUGCGUACUUACCUUACAGCGUACAGAGCUACACCACACACAACAACAGGAGUUAGCCCUGCUGAGCUGCUAUUCAAAAGGAAGGUGAGAACAAAGCUACCUGAUGUGCAAGAAGGAGUGAGAGAUGACGAGUUUAAAGACAAAGAUUCUGAGAUGAAAAUGAAAGCAAAGUUGUAUGCUGACAAGAGAAGAAAUGCUGCGGAGUCGGAACUUGCUUCAAUAUAG
Messenger RNA from Exaiptasia diaphana, 735 nucleotides. RefSeq lists its product as uncharacterized. Bases 1 to 735 code for a protein of 244 amino acids. The transcript has a single exon. Gene Ontology annotation, molecular function: nucleic acid binding. The record is from RefSeq and is a predicted model, not a curated record. Gene Ontology annotation, biological process: DNA integration. NCBI's taxonomy places the organism in Eukaryota, Metazoa, Cnidaria, Anthozoa, Actiniaria, Aiptasiidae.